AUCGCCUCUCCUACUCUCCUACCCAUCCUUCCAGCUAUCCUAUCUUAGCCCAGCCUCCACAAAACACCGCAACCAUGGCAACCAAGUCGCAUCAGGUUUCUGAAGCUGAAGUGCGCUCGUGGGGAUUUCCCACCGCCUUCACGUGGACCGAUGGCCCUAAUGCUCAUUAUCCCCCGCAUACCCACACCGAAACGACGACCCAUCUCAUCCUGAGGGGGGAAUUCAUCAUUGCAUUUCCAGAAGAGGAAGAUACAGAAAAGAAAACAUACACUGUUGGGGACAGAGUCGAUGUUGCGGCCCACAGAACACAUGAGGUCUGGAUCGGACCAGCAGGGUGUACAUACGUCAUUGGACAAUAA
Molecule: messenger RNA, 359 nt
Organism: Amorphotheca resinae ATCC 22711
Lineage: Eukaryota; Fungi; Ascomycota; Leotiomycetes; Helotiales; Amorphothecaceae
Exons: 2
Coding region: 75-359 (94 amino acids)
Source: RefSeq, a predicted model, not a curated record